This is a messenger RNA of Linum tenue, 3095 nucleotides long. NCBI's taxonomy places the organism in Eukaryota, Viridiplantae, Streptophyta, Magnoliopsida, Malpighiales, Linaceae. The record is from the annotation of a GenBank genome assembly.
CAAACCCUUCCUUUACCUCUUUUCUCCUCCGACCGACGCCCGACGGCGAUGAUCACUCUUGUUGGUUGGCGCCGGCGCCAAUUACUGCGCCUAAAGACGAAAGAUGGAGAUGGAAGAGGAGAUCGUCGCCGGCUUUGAGGAUUGUGAAGGACUGGAAUUGGAAGAGUCUUUCUGGAGAGGCAGAAAUGUAGCGUAUCGAUCGAAUGGAACGAUUUCAGACUGCAGAGCGGAGUUGUGCCAGAAUUCUCCGUUGCAUCAUGCUUUGCAGAAAACGUCGGAGAUAUUUUGAUGAGGGGGGGAAACUCAGAGAAUUGGGCAAGCCACCGUCAUUCUUUGAAGAAGAAGCUGAGUUUGCCUGUGUUAAACAGGUACUCGGCCGCGGGAAUACGAUGACCUAGGUCUUUGGGGAAACGCCCCCUGGUUCAAGUUUCUAAGGCAAAAGUGUGAACUCAGGAAUUAGAUCUUCAAAGGUCGGCCAAGAAAAUGCAAAAGGCUACGCCAGUGGCUGCCUAGGAACGAGGCAAAUCUAUAGUUGUAAAUGAUGUUCUCAAUUCGCCCACUGCCUAGAACCACUGCAGAAGAUGGCCAGUUGCAGAAUUGAGCCAGAGCUGGAAUAUCAGUGAAGAUGCUCUCAGAUUUCAAGAUAGGAACAAGGACAAUAAGCUUUUUACCGUGUCACUCGCCCCGCUACAAAGAGCUAAGAAGCUGCAACUGUCGAGCUUUCUUCUUCAACAAUGGAUGCUUCGGUUUCAUGGCUCGGCUCACGAUUCGUCAGAAUACUACUUCAGGAAGACAUUGAUCAAGACAAGAACAUGCUGGUUAGAGAUGAUAAAGCAAGGGUUUGGUUUAAGAAGGGAUGGGAACAGUUCUCGCGACACUACUGUUUCAAACACGGCGACUUUCUGGUCUUCGAGCGUCAGGGCACAUCCCGUUUCCUUGUUCUUGUAUUUGAACGAUCUGCAGCAGAGAUUGACUACUCAAAGUCCCCAGUUGACUGCUCCUGCCCAGAAGAACUAGCUCCUGCUGUUGGAAGGAUGAAGAUGGGGGAUCCCAAAGGCAAAGCUCCUGCUGCUGCAGUAGGUUUCACAGACAAUGCUGAAACCCAGUUGAGACCUUCAUCCUCCAACCUUCCAAAUGAUUUUGGCAUUUCAGCUGCUGCCCCAAACUUUCCCACAGAGCAGCCCUUUUUCAGUAAAGUGAUCACAGCGCGUUACUGUUCUAGCGGUGGCCCGAGGUUUCCGCUGGAAUUUGUCCGCAAGCACAUCACCAGAUCAAGCGUGGAGUGGCUGCAGCUUAGAGUUGGUGACAGCAUAUGGGCGGUGAAGCUGUUGGUCUAUGACCAACACGGUUACAGCACACCAUGCCGAGGUUGGAUUAAGUUUGCCACUGAUAACUUGCUGAACAAAGGAGACAUCUGCACGUUUGAAGUCACCACCACACCGCAGACACUCAACGUCCACAUCCAGAGACAUCCAAGCUAACCUCUUCCCCCCCUGUUUUAGUUAAUGCAAUAGAGAAUGUGGCGAGCUAGGAUUGAUGAUGGUAGUAAACAGAGCAGGAUAACAGGAAAAGGAAAUAUGAGAAUCACGCCGUAGUUGGUACGUGUUAAAUUUGUCCUUUCUUGGUGCUUGUUUGAUUAGUUUACGAACCCAGAUAGAACAGAGAACUCUGCCCUCAAAUCCCCAAUUGCAAUUCGAUUUACAUGCCAUCAAAAGAGUUCCAACUUUAUUUCCACUAUAUUCUAUUUCACAUGAAAAGCUUUUUACUUUAUCAGACAUUGUAAUACACUCUUACAGCUCCAAGCAAUCUCUCUGAAACCUCUGGCCCAAACAGUCUGGGAAAGUUCGAACCCAGAUCAAUCUCGAUCGUUUUGCUCUUGAUCAAACCAUCCCUCUUCUUCAAACACGUCAAUUCGUCCUCCCCUAAUUCCCUCUUCUCCAUCGCACAUUUCUCCAACCAGAUACCCACGACUUCCUUCGCCACAGGAUGCACACACUCCUUCACAAUCUCCUCCACCCGACCAGCCUGCUCGCCGCCGUCGAUCCUGACGAUGAUCGCCGUGGGGGAGAGGAUGCUCCGGAGGUAUAGCGACGAGGAGAAGUAAGGACGGACUUCAGGGAGCUUCUCCAGAACUUGCCUGUGGGAGUCCAACUUCGUCUCCUCGUAGAAUUCUUGAAGGUACUCGGGAUGAAAAACAGGAUCUUUUCGAGGCGGCAAAUCGAGGAUGAAAAUCAGCGAAUCCGGGCUGCUCUGAAUCAGCUCUAUCAACAAAUUGGGCGCGUCGGUGGACGUGUUUAGGUACGCUGAGAGGCUCGUUAUGUUGAGCGAUCCAUUGCCUGUGGGUAGCUUGCAGUGAAGCCAGCUACCAAGUAUGAAAUCCACCGGGGAGGAAUUGUGGCCGGAGCGGAUGUGGAGGGAGGCGUGGGCGGUGCCGGGAUCGUUGCGGCAGUACUGGACGUCCGGCGGGAGAGCUGGAGGGAGGAGGUGAGAGGCGAGGCGAUUCUCGACGGUGGAGACGAGAUCGACCAUGGCGUCUCUGAUGGGACCAGCGGCGAAGGGGAAGUCCAUGAAUUUGCGGCGGCCGCCGUCGUCGGACAUUUGUGAGGAUGGUGAAGAGAGAGCGGCGAGGGAGGUGGUUUUCGUCGCCGGGAUGAGAGGGAAAAGAGGUGAGAAGAGGGAGAGGUUUGGAAGGGAAUGGAGAGGAGGAGGGAGCGGUGACGGUGAAGAAAGAGGUGGCGGUGGUGGUGAUUCUGACAGCCAUUAAUCAGUUUCUGGCCACAAACCGAGCUCUUCUCUCACUGAUUUUUGUUCUAUUACGUUUGCUGGUAUUGUCUGUUUUCACUUUCUUUCAUCUCCGGUGUCCCCACGAAUUUGCUCUGCUUGGGGUUGCUUAAUGGGCUUGACUUGUCUGCUCGCCGGAGCUUGCGGCGACGUCGUUCCAUGAGGUGUCAGAUUCGAAACUCACAAGUGUUCAGGUAGAGGUAAAGUGUGUGCAACGGUGAGGUCCGAACCAAACUCUUACCAGUGAGAAACUGAGAAUCGCGUCCAGUAGUUAGGACGAAGGACUAGAUUAUUAUUGGAUUCGGUCCGAUUUG